GUUUUCACUUGUUUCCAUCUACCAAACUGACAUUACGUCAUUUGAUCAAUUUCUAAAGUUGUUUCUUUUUGGAUUUUUUAAUUAAUUUGGUUAGGGUUAGAGUUAGGGUUGCGGUUAGGGUUAGGGGUUAGAGUAGGGGUAGGGUUUGGGCUAGUUACAUAGCCAUUUAACACCUCUUCAAUCUUCUGAAAAUGACGUCAUGUCAGUUUGGUGGUUGGAAACAAGUGCUGACCUGAUCAGUGAUGCGCGCGCAUGCGCUGUUGCGGUUUAGGCAGAAUAGAAUUAUGGAUGAUUCAAUUACUCUACAUUAAUUAUACAAAGAAAAUAUUUGGGCAACGCUACCUUUGGCAACGCUUCGGUGCUGUUUUCAAAGAAAGUAAUUUUUUCCUUCUCUAAAAUCAGCAAUCAGAUCGACAAUUAAGCAAAAUGGAGACAGAUUCUCUGUUAUUUUCAAAAUCGAGUAAUGCUUUGGCUCAAAUUGGCGAAACAACGAGCGAAGAGGAGCCGAAAUUGUACAGAAGACGUUGGGUUAUGUUGGCCAUUUUAACCUUACUCACAGCAGAGAAUUUAACUCAAUGGUUGUUCUACAGUGCGAUUAGCAACAUUACGGAGUAUCAUUUUGGCGUUUCAUCAUUCCCAGCGCAAUGUCUGUCUCUCAACAAUCUCGCAAUCAUCAUGAUUUUUGGUUUACCGGCAACGUUUAUUAUCAACAGAACGACUCUGAAGUCUGGCAUUCUGAUAAGUGGCUUACUGAGUCUUAUAGCUUUAUGGAUCAAGUUUUUCGGGGCGGGGAAAAACGGAUUUGCUUUGUCAUUAUGCGGACAAAUUUUCGCAUCUGUGGGGACUUGUUUUGUACUUCCACUUCCCGCACAAUUGGCUUCAAUUUGGUUUGGGAUAUAUGAGAGAUCUCUUGCAACAUCUAUUGCUGCUAGUGGCCUGUCUGUUGGGAUGGGAUCAGCCUAUUUAUUUGCAGUUCAGUUCGUACCAGAUGUUGAGAACCAUACAAAAAUUGAAGAUGGCAUACGUAAAAGUAUCCUUGUUCAAGCAAUGCUGUGUUCGACAACGAUUAUUGCGGCAGUGAUUUUGUUUGAUAAUGUGCCUCCAUCCCCACCGAGUCCAUCCCAAGCUGCAGUCAGCACAGAUGAACAAGUAAGGCCACCAUAUCUUCAUUCUUUACGAGAAGCGUUGAGCAAUACCUCGUUUGUUCUAACUGGACUAACAUUUGGGGCAGUUAGUGGUGUGCUUUAUGCAUUUUUCAGCCUACUGAGCGACAUCAUCCUUGACAACUAUGGUGUUGAUGAAGAUGUGGUUGGAUGGAUGGGUUUCAUUGGGUCAAUUAUCGGUAUCCCUGGUAUGCUCGGUGCAGGGUUCUGGCUCGAUCGGACAAAGACGUAUAAAAAAUCAUUCGUGGGAUGUUCAGGUCUUAUCUUCCUCACAUGUUUGGGUUUUACAUUAGCAGUGAAGUACAAUGCACCUAUAAGUGUGGUGUAUGUUCUUGUUGGGUUAUUUGGUUUCUUAACGGCAGCUCUAACAACCAUUGGUUUCUUGCUUGGUGCCGAACUUACUUAUCCCGUUCCUGAGAUUGUGUCAUCUGGAGCACUUUUGACAAGUGGACAGGCGUUCGGCGUUUUAGUAUUGGGCAUAACAUCCUACACUGUAGCUGCAGUCAGUAGUGAAUUUGUGAAUUGGUUUAUCACUGGCAUAUGUUUGUUUGCCUUUUUGGUUACUCCGUUCAUAAAAUCGGACUUCCGACGGCUUGCAGAAGAUAGCAUCGCAUCAUCAAGCACUAUUGUAGCUACUAGUAGUGAAAAGGAAUAAAGUGGCCCUAAAGUAUUUGGGGAUGGGGAAAUUAUUGGUUGAAGGAGGGGUGGAAUAUUGCAUGAUCGUCGGGGUGCAGAUAUUUUAAUGGGUUACUGCCCCCCCCCCCCUAUCUAGAAAGUCUAACAAUAAGCCAAUUAGCCUAGUUCUCACAAAAAGGCCAAAAUCCACCAUGAUUUUGGGGGUACUGUCUGCCCUUGUGAAAGAUUCUAGACAAUUAAAACUACAACUUUAAAAAGCUGUAACUGUAAAUUUACCAUUAUACAUAUUACAAACAACUAUAAUACAAAAAAAGUUGUGUUUCGUGGUGUGGAGACUCUCAGUGGUAGAAGCAGUACCCCCAAAAUGGUGGGGAAAUCGUCUGUGAGAAAGGCUAAUUCAUUACGAUCGUCCAAAUGAUGUGUUUCGUGUUGGGGUAAAUUGCUGUUGAAUCAUAACAUGUACUGUAGCUGAGACUGGAAGCAAUAUUUAAGUAAAAGUGCAUGUCAAAGUGUUGACUACUUUGAUAUGCAUAUUCUAACUUGUACAGUCUCGACUACAUUUUAUAGUGCAACUGCAAUUUAUCCAGACUCAGAAGAUGUCAUUUCGAUGCACAGUGAAACCCUGAACUGGCUUAUUGGUAGAAGCUGAUAGUCUGCUUAUUCAAUGACAAAAUGCAAUUAUUAAUUGACUGCAUUGUUUUGCUAGUACUUAUUCCAGUGGACUUAUGUUACUUUGAGAUAUAUUUUCAAAUUGGCUCAUCCUAAGUAAAACCUAAUGAUUUGCUAAGUUAUAAAAGUACAAAAAGGAAGUUAGUCCAUCAUUGUUUUAAAGAAACCAAGAGUUCAGAAUUUAUGCACUGACACCAGAUUAUGCAACCAGCCCUAAAUGGCAUAUAGCUGGGCAUAAAUUAUGUACUUGAUAUUUUUAAUAUAAUUACAGACUCGGCAAUUUAGUAUUUAAAACAGAUGAAGAACUUUAAUAAUAGUUGGGUUCUUUUAUUUUAUUUUAUCCUUAUGAUGUAAAAAACACUUUGGAUGUUUAAUUAAGUAAAUGUAUGAGCAAUUGCUGUUACAGUAAGAUAGCUUGCAUGCCAUGUAAAAAAGUAUUUAAUUAACUAAAGAUUGCAAUUUAUCCUGAAUAUAUAUCAAUCAUAAAAUGUAUUAUUAGUAAUAAUAGACAAUGUUCAAUCAAAUAGCUGUUAGAAAAUAAAAUUGCACAAUAGUUUUGAAAGUUGUGAAGCUUACUUUGAGGAAAUGAGAUUUCUAUAGACAC
Molecule: messenger RNA, 3072 nt
Organism: Paramuricea clavata
Lineage: Eukaryota; Metazoa; Cnidaria; Anthozoa; Malacalcyonacea; Plexauridae
Source: the annotation of a GenBank genome assembly